Molecule: messenger RNA, 1110 nt
Organism: Coniosporium apollinis CBS 100218
Lineage: Eukaryota; Fungi; Ascomycota; Dothideomycetes
Exons: 1
Coding region: 1-1110 (369 amino acids)
Source: RefSeq, a predicted model, not a curated record
AUGCCGUUCUCUUACCCCGUAGUGGUCCCUCCUCCUGGGCCCAAGAUGAGCAAGAAGACCGCUAAGUUCUUCGCGGGACCGCCGCCUCCCCCCGCACCAGGGAACGUUACCUCUCCAUUCCCGCUUGGCGCCAAGUCCGGUAAAUACUCAUGUCGUCUCCGUGACAAGGAUGGCACGAAGUGCCGGUUCCGCUUCAGCACAUAUUCAGCCCGCAAGAACCAUGAACAUAUACACCCCGAUGUCCGAGGCAACCGCCGCAGUAAAGCCAGGGAUUACUCCGACAGCGACAUGGGCAGCGUAGCUUCCUGGAAUGAUAGUGACUCCGAGAUCAGCGAUUCCGAUCUAGACUAUUCCGACCGCAUUGACAAAAUCUUCUCCUACCGGCCUUUCCUCCGCCGCAAAGCCGACUUCCGGGACGGCACCGUGAGGCUUGAGCCCUUUGGCCGCAACGUCUACGUCACCACCCAUCCGGCUACAGUCGUGGACUUCAAGAAGUUCCUCCCAUUCCUCAAGCACGCGAACCUUGACUGCUGGUACAUCUACCCAACCGCCCACUGGUUCAAGCGGGCGAGUGUGCUGGAAGAGGCAGGUUGCGAAAUCACAUCCCUGGUCCCGGCUGAUCGCGCCACCCCGGCUGCACUCGACUUCCCCACCAUCGUUGUGACCGCGGCAUUGACGUCGGGUCUCGAGGACGAGAUCGGCGAGUGCGAUGUCGAUCCCGACACCAGCGAGUGCGAUAUGCGUGCUCACCGGACCCUGCCGCCGCACAAGAGUCUCACGUCUGCCAAGAACGAGUUAGCGUACUACUCCAUUGUAUCGACAUUCGAGGACAAGAUCGACCCGUAUGGAGGCUCGCCGUUGAUGGUGCAACUGUCGAGGGAUACGACGAUAUUCAAGGUGAUGAAGAUGGGCAGUCGGGAGGCAGCUGCGUCGCAGGCGUUCUGGAACGCCGGCGCCAAGGGAUGGAGCACGGUGUUCACAUGUGCCGUCAGGGAAGAUGCCGAGCUGGUCAAGAUUAAGGAUUAUGAGUUUGUCAGGGUGGAGCAGUGCUCGGAAGCUGUUGGGUUGGGUGGGUCAAAACAGGGGCAGAAGGAGAGAGUGUUUUAUUGA